Messenger RNA from Cloeon dipterum, 1314 nucleotides. RefSeq lists its product as uncharacterized. The transcript has 3 exons. Bases 276 to 1286 code for a protein of 336 amino acids. The record is from RefSeq and is a predicted model, not a curated record. NCBI's taxonomy places the organism in Eukaryota, Metazoa, Arthropoda, Insecta, Ephemeroptera, Baetidae.
AUCGUUUUCAUUUCACACACGACACAUUAUGUACGUUAAAAACAAAACAAAACAAAACAGCAUGUUGCAUUGUAGCGAUGUUCCUGUAUGGGGUUCGUAGUUACCCAGUACAUACAUAUAUCCCCAGUAUGACCUCUGUGUCAUGACGUGUGUUGCCAGGUCGCGGCUGGAAAAAUAAGUAAAUUUAUUCUCUGUGAUUUUCCUCAAGGCAGUGAGGCGAGAUACUAUAUAUCUUCAUUUUGCUCAUUAUUUGGACCUUUGAAAAUCGAAAUAGGAUGGAGGCACGAGAUAAAUCACAUAAAAAAGCUUACACAGUCAGGGCUGCACUCUCAACUGUAGGAGAGGCCCUGUCUGCCGCGCGUACUCGUACCAAGAAGGACAAGGACGCCAGUAAGAAAAGAAGUAUAAAUUACAAGAGCAAAGAACAUUUGGAAAAUAAGAACAGAAAACUAGACAUAUAUACUGAUUCUGUUAAUUUGAAUGAAAAGGUAAAGACAAAAAAGACUGCUUCACCAGCAAGAUUGAAGAUGAUUCUGCUAUUAAAUGCAAUUUUGAUCACUGGAGUUGGUGCGUCACUUGCUUUCAAUUCAAUCAUGGUGCCAAAAACUAGAGUAAGCUUGGAAAUCGGAUCGUAUAACACUGCCUUGAUAUCUAAAGUCAUCGGACAAGAUGCUGCGAUAGCAGAGAUUUUAAAGACACUUCCAGUGUUGUACCAAAAUGCAAAGGAUGGGGAGCUUCGUGUAAUGCUCUUGAGUGGAGGGUCCGGUGUUGGUAAAGAUUUAGUUGCUCAAGCUAUGACUGCAGAAUUUUACGCCCAGUCCCGCGGGGACUGCAAGGAAAGCUCCUAUUUACUGCUAAAUUACAAUGGACCGAUCUGCAAACGAACAGACUUCAAUAUGAUUCGUUUAGACACAAUCGCUAAUGAUGUCGACAUUUUGGAAGCUGUAGAACUCAUAAGAAGAAUUUCAAGUCAGGGUAUCCGAGGCAUUUUAUUAGUUCCUGUCCUGGCAGCGAAGGCUCUGGACGCAGGUGCGAACGGGCUGCAAAAUGUAAAAACCAUCGAGUCCUACAAGGCCAUUGUAAAAAGGAGAAGUUCAGAAAUUCAGGAGCUUCUAGAACUUCACGGUGUUAAAAGUGAAAUGAUCGUUUUUGAACCUGUAUCUCGAGACAUUUUAAUUAAGUGUUUACAUUUUCCUGGGGAAAAUGUUGUCAAUUAUGUGAUGAACGACCGCGAGUUUUCAUUGAGUGGUUGUAAAUAUCUUGAGGAAUUUUCAAUGAUAGAAUGAAAAUAAAAAUAUAUUUUACUUAAUACGA